AGUUAGAGGCGACCAAGGAGUGGAGAAUGUUGGCAUCGCCAGAUUUAUGUUUACUGUGCGAGGGACUGACAGAGGAAGCUUUAUAACUGGUAAAAGUGUGCACAAUCAAAGAAUUGAACGUUUAUGGCGAGACAUUAGGAUGUGUGUAACUUCAAGUUAUUAUGACACUCUUCACAACUUGGAGGCAGACAACCUUCUUGAUGCAUCAUCUCAAGACAUUUUUUGUGUACACCAAACAUUCCUUCCACGGCUAAACAUGGACCUCCAAGCAUUUGUGGAAGGUUGGAACAACCACCCUCUCAGUACAGAGAUGAACAGAACCCCUGAGCAGAUGUGGUGCUUAGGAAUGAUGUCAGAUCCAGUGGAGCAGCCAGAAAGUCUUCAGGAUUUCCAAGAGCCAGACAUCGACUGGGAUGUUGCAGCCGAGUACAGACCAGAUGUGGAAGGUGUGAUCGUGGUCCCGGAGUUUGAAAGCCCCCUCAGUGAAGAGCAACAGACAGAACUGCGGUUGUUGUUGGCUCAAAAUUGGGAGCAUGCAAACACAAAAGAACUAUAUAUCCUGUGCAGAGAAUACGUUAAUCUUGCUUUGUCUGAGUAAUGGGUUUUUAGAUUUAUUAUUGAAAUUUCACUUUCAUCCCCUGAAGGAAGAGGCUUUUCCUCAAAAAGUCUUUGCCUCCCUCAUCCUGUUAAAAUCCAAUGCUCUGUUUUUAGUCCUUUCACCCAUCAUUGAGCGCUUGCUUAAACAGGUCUCAUUCAUUAAAAAUGUUUUUAUUUCAGCAAAUUGCUACCCUUUUUAUCUUUUACGCAAAAUGACUGAUCAUUGUGUUUAAAAAAAAUAAAUUGUUUUUUCACCCAGAAAUGUUGAAUUUUCUUUAAUCGGACCCAAAAGUAAACAAGAAAAAAUCAUUUGAUUUUAUAAGUUGUUCAGAGAAGUCACAAAUAUUGUAUCUGGUUCUAAUUGACCAUACAGUCUUAUUUGUUUGACGAUAAAGUUGAUUACAAAAAUAUGGGUAUUUGGGGAGAUGUAAGUCGUGGUGAUCGUCGCUUAGACUGCUGCCUCCUUGACCCGGUUGAGUGGAAGAAGUCACCGGAAUGGAAAACUACUUUUUGUACUUUCUUUUGAAAUUUUAGGAAACACUGCUUGCCACCAAUACAGUAAAGCAAAACUGUGAAA
Molecule: messenger RNA, 1174 nt
Organism: Oryzias melastigma (Indian medaka)
Lineage: Eukaryota; Metazoa; Chordata; Actinopteri; Beloniformes; Adrianichthyidae
Biological process (GO): DNA integration
Molecular function (GO): nucleic acid binding
Source: RefSeq, a predicted model, not a curated record